This is a messenger RNA of Oryza sativa Japonica Group (Japanese rice), 1334 nucleotides long. Its product is annotated as 3-aminomethylindole N-methyltransferase. The record is from RefSeq and is a predicted model, not a curated record. Gene Ontology annotation, molecular function: O-methyltransferase activity; S-adenosylmethionine-dependent methyltransferase activity; protein dimerization activity. NCBI's taxonomy places the organism in Eukaryota, Viridiplantae, Streptophyta, Magnoliopsida, Poales, Poaceae. Gene Ontology annotation, biological process: methylation.
ACGAUUGUUAAUUAGAGCUAGCCAUGGACAACGCUCGAGAGAGUGAGGAUGAGCAUUGCCUGUACGCGCAGGAGCUCGUGUUCGCCUACAACCGCUCCAUGGUGCUGCGAGCGGCGAUCCAGCUGGGCCUCCUCGACGCGCUCGCCGCCGGCGGCGACGCGCUGACCACCGACGAGCUCGCCGGGAAAAUCCAGGCCACGGACGGCGUCGCGGUGGAUCGGAUUCUCCGGUUCCUCGCGUCCUUCGACGUGGUGAGGUGCUCAACAGAGACGAGCCCCGACGGUGGCGCGGCUCUGAUCCGGCGCUACACGCCGGCGCCGGUGUGCCGGUGGCUCACCAAGAACAACGGCGAGGGGUCGCUGGCUCCAUUCUCCAUGUUUAUUAUCGACGAAGACCACCUAUUGCCCUGGCAACACAUAGCGGAGGCGGUGGCGAGCGGCGGGCCGGCGCCGUCCGAGAGGACCCACGGGAUGCCCUACCACGAGUACAUAGGGAAGAACAAGAGGCUGGGCGGGCUGUUCGACCACGCCAUGGCGCAGCACUCGGCGAUCCGGGCCCGCAAGAUGCUCGAACGCUUCGAAGGUUUCGAUGGCAUCCAGCGGCUCGUCGAUGCCGGUGGAGGCGACGGAUCCACCCUGGGGAUGAUCACCUAGCGGUAUAAGCAUAUUAGGGGCAUCAACUAUGACCUGCCUCACGUCAUCUCUCAGGCCCCAUCUCUUCCAGGCGUGGAACAUAUAGCUGGAGAUAUGUAUGAGAGUGUGCCCAAUGGAGAUGCAAUUCUUUUGCAGUGGAUGCUCCUUAUGUUCAGUGACGAGGACUGCAUCAAGAUACUGAAGAACUGCCACCAAGCUCUCCCUGAAGGCGGGAAAGUGAUCAUUGUGGAAGGUCUUCUGCCAGAGACCCCAAAUACUACUCCAGCUGCGCAGGAUUCAUUCACCAUGGAUAUGAUCUUGUUUGUCCUCUUCAAGGUAGGGAAGCACAGGACAGAGCAAGAGUUUGCAAAGCUUGCCAAGGAGUCUGGCUUUACCGGUACCUUCCGGUCGACCUACAUAUUCUUGAACUUCUACGCCCUUGAGUUCAAUAAGUAGCUACACCUAUAAAACAGUAUGGUCUUGAAUAAGAGUUGCUAGCUCGCGUGUGUACUUAUGUCUCUCUAUGAUAUGUUUAUAUUCCAAUGUAUGUCCCUAUUGUGUCACUAUAGCUAAUCUAAAUGUUAAUCUUCGAUAUACCAUCUAUAUCUAGGUUUCCGGUGGACUUUCGUCCGUCACCCCCUGUCCGCUUCGUGAUCGUGACAUCGGUUUAGAUCAGGAUUCACCGCUGGCCUCAAUGUUGGU